AUGAGUUGGAUGUUGUGGUAUACUAUAGCUGGCCUAGCAUCUCUAGGCCAUGCUUCUCUUGAGAAACGCGCCACCGAUGCAUCUGCGUACUGCUCCGAUUCAUCGGGUACCUACAAGCUCUCGUCGAUCACGGCCCCAGUUCAGGGAAGUGGCAGCCCGGGCUCAGCAUCCACCUGGAAGCUAAGUAUUGACGAUACAUCAUCCGGUCACAAGCAGGCAAUCACUGGCUUCGGGGCUGCUGUGACCGAUGCGACCGUCACGUCUUUUAACACCUUGUCGAGCUCUACCCUCCAACAGCUCCUCAAUGAGUUGAUGACUUCCGAUGGAGCUAAUUUCUCUCUCAUGCGCCAUACCAUCGGCGCGUCUGAUCUGUCCGGUGAUCCGGUCUACACCUAUGAUGACAACGGAAACGAAGCAGACCCCUCACUUUCCGGCUUCGGUCUCGGCGACCGUGGCACUGCUAUGGCGGAAAUGUUGGCCACGAUGAAAUCGUUGCAGUCAGACCUGAAGGUGCUUGGGUCCCCGUGGAGUGCGCCCGGAUGGAUGAAAUUGAAUGGCGUGAUUGAUGGCAACGCGACUGAUAACAACCUUAACGAUGGCUACCUUACCAGUGGUGGCACGGGAAGCACCGGCUACUCCAGUGCUUUCGCGCAGUACUUCGUGAAAUACAUCCAAGCGUACGAAGCAUUAGGAGCUACGGUCGAUGCCAUUACGAUUCAGAAUGAGCCGUUAAAUAGUCAAUCUGGAUAUCCCACCAUGUAUGUUUACGACUAUGAGUCUGCGCAGCUGAUCCAAAAAUACAUUGGACCGGCUCUUGCCGACGCUGGACUGAGCACGGAAAUCUGGGCCUUCGAUCACAAUACUGGCAACCCUCAGACUGUGCUUGAUGAAGCAAGUCAAUACGUCGACACGGUAGCCUGGCACUGUUAUGCAAAGGAUGUUGACUGGACUGUUCUCAGCCAGUUCUACAGCGCCAACCCUGGGGUCAAGCAAUAUAUGACCGAAUGCUGGACACCAGCUUCCGGAUCAUGGCACCAGGCUGCUGAUUUUACCAUGGGCCCUCUGCAGAACUAUGCGUCGGGGGUCAUGGCGUGGACUCUGGGCACGAACACUGACGACGGUCCGCAUUUGACCAGUGGUGGAUGCGACGCCUGUCAGGGCUUGGUCACCAUCAACGAUGAUGACAGCUAUACUCUUAAUACUGCCUACUACAUGAUGGCACAGUUUAGCAAGUUCAUGCCUCCUGGCGCGACCGUGUUGAACGGAACGGGGAGCUAUACCUACUCGGGUGGCGAUGGCGUACAGUCGGUGGCGUCCCUGAACCCUGAUGGAACGCGCACAGUCAUUAUUGAGAAUAUAUUCAGUAACGAUAUUUACUUGACUCUGUCGACGGAGAGCGGAGAGGAGUGGAGUGGAAAUAUCCCCAGUGAAUCGGUGACUACUUGGGUCCUUCCGGCCUUGUCUUGA
Aspergillus niger is the source of this 1467-nucleotide messenger RNA. RefSeq lists its product as uncharacterized. Lineage: Eukaryota; Fungi; Ascomycota; Eurotiomycetes; Eurotiales; Aspergillaceae. Bases 1 to 1467 code for a protein of 488 amino acids. Gene Ontology annotation, biological process: glucosylceramide catabolic process. The transcript is spliced from 2 exons. Gene Ontology annotation, molecular function: glucosylceramidase activity. The record is from RefSeq and is a predicted model, not a curated record.